AUUGGCUGGAAGCUGCAGAAUAUUGUUGUACAUCUAAAUCUUCUUCAAAUGUUAAAUAUCCAUGCCAUGCAUGUUUAAUUGAAAAAGAUCAUUCAAAAAAAAGCAAUGAAGAAUUUAAUGAAACAAAAGAAUCACAUAAUUCAAAUGAAGCUAAUAUUGAACCAAAUGAUGGAAUAGUUCUUUUAUCUAUUACACAAGUGCCUUCACAAAAUUUUUUCAACAAUAGUGUUAAAUCAUUAUCUGAUAAUAACAGAUUUUAUUUGGAUAACAAUGCAAAAAGUUCAGAUGAAAUGAAUAGUAAUGUUGAAGAUGAUGUUGAUAUGGGUUUACCAAAAAGAGGAGGAAAUGAUUAUAUUGCAAUGGAUUUAAUUAAAGAAUUAAAGGAAAAUAAAAAUCAUCUCAUUAAAAUUUCAAACCAAAAUGAAAAAAUAAUAAAAUUACUCCAAGAACAAAAGGAUGUCAUCAAUUCUUUGAAAAAUGAACAAAUUCCUUCAAAGAAACAUCCUUCUUGUUGGAUUGAUACUAACUCUUUAUUAAUUAAAGAAGCUACUUUAAGAAUGCUAACAAUCCAUCAAAGAGAAAAAAUUAAAGAAUUGACAACUUCUGGGAGUUGGGAAAGCUUUUUUCAAACUGGAAAAAUUACUCCUGAAGAAGAAAGCAAAUUUAAAGUAGCUAAAGAAGAGGAAGUUGACAGGGAAACUUAUUGGAGAAGAUUUGGAAACUGA
Entrophospora candida is the source of this 725-nucleotide messenger RNA. Lineage: Eukaryota; Fungi; Glomeromycota; Glomeromycetes; Entrophosporales; Entrophosporaceae. The record is from the annotation of a GenBank genome assembly.